GGUGAAUCAAUCCGAAGUUGAAGUCAGGAGUGAUUUUAACACCACCACCAUCCUCUUCGUCCUCCUCCUCCUCUUCCUCCUCGUUCCCAGUCGGAGCUCCAGUUGCAGUGUGUGUGUGGACGCUAGGCUGGCUCUUCCUGGGGUGUAAGGCACCGAGCGCCUGUCAGCAUGGACGCCCAACUACAAGGCCAGCAGCCACCCAUAGCAGUGUUCCAACCGCAGAAGCCGGAAAUGGGCUACAACAGCUUAGCCAAUUACUACAUUGAGAAGAAGAUUGGACGGGGGCAGUUUAGCGAGGUCUAUCGGGCGAAGUACUUAAUGGACAACACUCCAGUCGCUUUGAAAAAAGUUCAGAUAUUCGAUCUGAUGGAUGCCAAAGCCCGGCAAGAUUGCAUCAAAGAGAUAGAUCUCCUGAAGCAACUCAACCAUCCUAACGUAAUUAAAUAUCACGCGUCAUUCAUCGAGGAGAAUGAGCUAAAUAUAGUGCUGGAGCUGGCCGACGCCGGAGACCUCUCACGUAUGAUAAAGCAUUUCAAGAAACAGAGGAGGCUGAUUCCUGAAAAGACUGUAUGGAAGUACUUUGUUCAGCUGUGCAGCGCGCUGGAGCACAUGCACUCCCGACGUGUCAUGCACAGAGAUAUUAAACCGGCCAACGUCUUCAUCACUGCUACCGGAGUGGUGAAACUAGGCGACCUGGGUUUGGGCCGCUUCUUCAGCUCCAAAACCACCGCCGCGCACUCUCUAGUGGGCACCCCUUAUUACAUGUCUCCCGAGAGGAUACACGAAAACGGAUAUAACUUCAAAUCUGACAUCUGGUCGCUAGGCUGUCUGCUGUACGAGAUGGCUGCUCUUCAGAGUCCAUUCUACGGGGACAAGAUGAACCUGUACUCGCUGUGUAAAAAGAUCGAGCAGUGCGACUACCCUCCUCUGCCAUCUGAUCACUACUCGGAAGAGCUGAGGAAGCUGGUAGAUAUGUGCAUCAAUCCGGAUCCGGAGAAGCGGCCUGACAUCACCUACGUGUACGAGAUCGCCAAGCACAUGCACGGUCUGACUCUGACCAACUGAAUCCAUCCUCCAUCGUCUCCUCCUGUCUGUAACCCACUCUUCUCGGAUGAUGUUCGCCAGCCAUUUUGUAUUUUUUAUUUUUAAGGGAUUUAAAAAAAAAAAAAGAAAAAAAAAGAAAGAAAUAA
This is a messenger RNA of Clarias gariepinus (North African catfish), 1190 nucleotides long. Its product is annotated as serine/threonine-protein kinase Nek7. The record is from RefSeq and is a predicted model, not a curated record. Gene Ontology annotation, biological process: protein phosphorylation. The coding region runs from base 169 to 1065 and encodes 298 amino acids. The transcript is spliced from 10 exons. Gene Ontology annotation, molecular function: protein kinase activity; ATP binding. Lineage: Eukaryota; Metazoa; Chordata; Actinopteri; Siluriformes; Clariidae.